Messenger RNA from Pedinophyceae sp. YPF-701, 717 nucleotides. The record is from the annotation of a GenBank genome assembly. NCBI's taxonomy places the organism in Eukaryota, Viridiplantae, Chlorophyta, Pedinophyceae.
AUGAGUGACGAGGCGAAGCCGGUGGAGCAGGCCGAGGGGUCGGAGCAGAAGCAGCAGUUCGUGUUCGGCGCCGGCAGCGCGCUCGGCACGGGCGGGGGCUUCGGGGCCUUCGCAGCGCAGGGCGCCGCCGCCGCCCCCGCGAACAAGGACGCCGACGGAGGAGACGACGACGCCCCCGGCGAGGAGGAGGAGUGCCAGGCGGAGUUCAAGCCCGUGGUGCAGCUGGAGGAGGUCGAGACGAAGACGGGCGAGGAGGACGAGGAGCCGCUGUUCGAGGCCAAGUGCAAGCUCUACCGCUACGCGUCGGACACGAGCGAGUGGAAGGAGCGCGGCGUGGGGCCCGUGAAGCUCCUCAAGAACAAGGAGACGGGGAAGACGCGCCUGCUGAUGCGAGCGGAGAAGACGGGGAAGGUGCGGGCGAACCACUUGGUGAUUCCGGGCACGGACAUGCAGCCGCACUCCGGGAGCGACAAGGCGUGGGUGUGGUGCACGCUCGACUACGCGGAGGGGGAGAUGCGGAACGAGAUGUUUGCGGUUCGGUUCGGGAGUGCGGAGAAGGCGAAGGACUUCAAGACGAACUUCGACGAGGCGGGCGCGGCGAACGAGAAGCUCAUGGGCGCCUCGAAAGAGGCCGCGGAGGACGCAGACAAGCUCGCCGACGCCGUCGGCGCGACCACGGUGGACGACGCGAAGGACGCCAAGGACAAGACGGACUGA